This is a messenger RNA of Cephus cinctus (wheat stem sawfly), 2764 nucleotides long. Its product is annotated as putative fatty acyl-CoA reductase CG5065. The transcript has 9 exons. Gene Ontology annotation, biological process: long-chain fatty-acyl-CoA metabolic process. Gene Ontology annotation, molecular function: alcohol-forming very long-chain fatty acyl-CoA reductase (NADP+) activity. The record is from RefSeq and is a predicted model, not a curated record. The coding region runs from base 157 to 1719 and encodes 520 amino acids. NCBI's taxonomy places the organism in Eukaryota, Metazoa, Arthropoda, Insecta, Hymenoptera, Cephidae. Gene Ontology annotation, cellular component: peroxisome.
GGGCUACUUCAGCUCUCCGUGAAGUUGGCUGCAGUUCACGACCAACCGCCGCGACCGUCUGUUGUCCUCGAUCGAGGAUCUCGGAGCAGCGUUUGAGUGAUCGCAAGAAGUUUUGUUUGUUUCGUUGGCAAAGGUCUGCGACAUCAGUGCAGCAUCAUGAGCAAUCUCAGCGAGAUACAGUCCUUUUUCAAAGGAAGGACCAUCUUCAUCACCGGAGGUUCUGGUUUAAUGGGGAAGGUACUUAUAGAGAAGCUACUGUACAGCUGCAGCGAUCUUGAGAAGAUUUAUAUACUGCUAAGGCCCAGAAGAGGCCGCUCGCCUGAGAUCCGCGUGGACGAGAUGUUCAAACUGCCCAUGUUCAACAGAAUUCGUAAAACCAAGCCGAGCGUGAUGAAGAAGUUGGUACCUUUUCAAGGUGACGUCACUAUGGACAAAUUGGGCCUUACCGACGAACAGCAGGAACGUCUGGUCAACGAAGUCAGCGUUAUUUUUCAUUGCGCCGCGACGCUUAGGCUCGAAGCUAAGCUUAAGGACGCCAUUGAGAUGAAUACGGUUGGCACGAAGAGGAUAUUGGAAUUGAGUAAACAGAUCAAGGGCCUUAAGGCCCUGGUCCAUCUGAGCACUGCGUUCUGUCACGUUGACCAGGAGGAACUUGGCGAAAGGGUCUACGAUGCUCCUGAUGAUCCGCGUGACGUGAUGCGAUUGGUACAGUGGAUGGAUGAAAGCGCAAUUGACCUUAUAACACCGAAGUUGCUGGAUCCUCAUCCUAAUACUUAUACGUACUCGAAGCGAUUGGCUGAAAAAUUAGUGGCUGAUGAAUAUGCGAAUUUACCGUGCAGCAUCGCAAGGCCAUCGAUAGUGACUCCAGCUUGGGCCGAACCACUGCCCGGGUGGGUGGACAGUUUGAAUGGGCCUGUGGGCCUUAUAGUAGGUGCUGGGAAAGGUGUCAUCAGGUCAAUGCAUUGCAAUGCUAAUUAUCAUGCCGAGGUCAUACCUGUUGACCUUGCUAUAAACGCACUGAUAGCCAUCGCCUUUAAAAUCGGAUCGGCCGUCGAGAAGCCCAAAAAUAUUCCCGUUUAUAAUAUCACGCAAAGUGGCGUAUUGCCCAUAAAGUGGGGCGAGGUCUUGGAAAAAGGGAAAAAGGUCGCUUAUCAAUAUCCCUUUGAGGGCGCCAUCUGGUAUCCGGAUGGAGACAUCAGAAGCAGUAAAUUUAUUCACAAUCUCUUUGUCUUCUUCUUUCAUCUAAUCCCUGCGUACUUUAUCGACUUUCUGAUGCUUAUUUUCCGACAGAAACGCUUUAUGGUUCGAAUCCAAAAACGCAUCACUGAUGGUCUCGAACUUCUGCAAUACUUCACCACGCGCGAAUGGGUCUUUCAUAAUACAAAUUUAUUAAUAUUAUGGGGCGACAUGAGUCCCAAAGAUAAGGAAUUAUUUCCCAUUGAUUUCUUAGUACUGGACGAGGUGGAAUAUCUGAAAAAAAUUAUUUUGGGCGCAAGGCAGUAUUGCAUGAAGGAAGACCUGUCGACAUUGCCACGAGCGCGUAUGCAUCAGAAAAUGCUCUACGUAAUCCACAACAUAGCCGUCUACUCGUUCUAUUUCGGAAUUCUUUACUACGUUUAUCGGCACUUCGAAGCCACCAGAGUGACUUUGGAUUUUGUCACGGAAAAAUUAAAAGUAUUGCCAAUCGUCGGAGGCCUUGUGGAAAAGGCGCAUAUCUAAAGAUUUUUUUAAUCAUGCCAUUUUUUUUCAAUUUACUUCAUCCAGCCAUCUAUGCAUAUUAAGUUACUCGAGCACGUUUUUGGGCAAGAUAAAAAAAAGUCAAAAAGGGUCACCUAACUAUUUUUUCGCGAUGCUUUCGCUUCUGUAACAUUGAUCUUACGUAUACAAUAAUGAUAAUAGUAACGGUAAUUAGUAGUGAUAACAGCUUCGGAUAGAUCUAAAGGCAGAUGGCCUGUACGAGCUUUAAACAAUUUUUUAUUUUUAUUACAUAGGCCUGUAGUACCUUUAGAUGUAUGUAAUUCGCGUAUAAUAAUGAUAAUAUAAACGAGAGUAUGUUAUUUUGGGUGAUAAGAGAUUAGAGCUAAAAAUAGCGAAUUCGAACAUCGAGAACAAAUGAAACCUCUGUAAACGUCUAAGGGUUGAGAUACAGGGUGUCCUGAAACGAACGCAUGCGAAUAACAUGCUCCUAAUCCUUGGGUAAAAAAAAACAUUUUACAUUUAAGUACACAAGGAUUUCUGUGUCCUUAUAACGGUCAUUUCGUCAAUCUAAAACUUUAUGAACAUGAGACUUGAAAAAUGUUACGAACAAAUGAACCCUGCUUAAUCGCGGCAAUUUGUCAAAACUUUUUGUAAAUAUAUGUACAUUGAUUUCUUUAUAUAAAUAAAAAUCUAUUAAUUUCCGUACGCAAUGGCGUACGCGCAUUGCGAUGAAACAGAGCCCGUAAACGAAAAGUCGGUUUUUUCAUCGUCGUGAGUUUUGUUCUUUGAAAGAGGCCAUUCGAUUUUUUUCUAUACACCCUAUACAUAGAUAUACAUAUAUACCAAUAAUAUUUAAGAACUUUAUAUAGACGAUGCUAAGAGCUAGUAACGAAAAUAUCUUUAAAAAGAAAAUUUGAAAUUAUAAACGUAACCAAAUGUUCUUCUAGUUUUUCGAUUAGAUAAUAAGAUUAAGCUCAAUUAUUAUAUCCGCGAUGAAUCAUGCUAGAAUGAUUUUUUUAUAUAUGCUUAUAAAUAUAAUCGGUGGAAUAAAAAGAUGUAUCGACGA